AUGUAUGACACAUGGGAGGUUUCAGGAGGUGUAGGACAGUCCAGUGCGCAUAUUGCAGGAAGUAAAUCAUACACGGAGAGAUACCACACGCAACGAUGCGAGGAGUAUCUAUGUACCCUCCAUUAUAAAGAUAGAAACAGUACUCGGACGAGAGCUCCUCCUUUUACACUCGGAAGUGACAAGACGUGCAGGUUGAUACUUGGCAUAACCACUCUUCCAAUGUUGACACGGUUCCGACGCUUUCUUGGCUUCACCCUCAAAACAACAGAGCUUCCUAUUAUUGUACUACCACAGGAUGACAAGACAUUGAGAGCCCUUUAUGAGGCAGUCCCACCACUGAAGUCGUAUCACCCAGUUACCGAAGCUGAUGACCUGUGCUCCCAGUUGUUCACAGGAGUUAGCAAAAGUCAUUUGAACAUUGAUGACCUGGCGUUGGGGACCCUAGAAUCCUAUCAUAUAGGCUUUGAGGCGUGUGCUCGGUUGUCAUAUGAGUGCUGGACAUGGUACAAAGUGCAGAAGUAUGAUAUGUUCCUGACUUCAGAGAUUCGACAACAGUGCAUGUCUCAGGUAGGUGAGAUGGGAGUCUCUGCCUUGGGAAAUAUUGGUCGCCACUUCAUUUGGGCGCAAUACAAUCCGGAUGCGGCUGUCCGUCAGGAGUCCACUGAAAGGUUCCAAGUAUGGAAGAGUGCAAUUGGGACGGUAGAACAUUGUGACCCUGUGACACUACAGAGACUUGGUCUGGAACAAGAGUCUGUGGCUGAUUGGGCAGAAACCACCAGGAGAUCCAGAAGAUAUUUUGAUAAAAUACAGUCUAAUUCACCGGCUGACAACUUGGCAAAACAGAGAGGUGCGCUUCAGGACACAUUAAUCUCUAUGGCAUCUCCACUUCGUGAGAUUUACAUCAGGCUGAGAUGGGUGAGGACUGUGGUUCUAAGUUUCCUCAGAGCAUCCCAUCAAAGAUCGAUGAAUCCGGCAAGAUUUGAACGCUUGGCACUCUCCCCUAGCUGCCUUGGGGUGACAAGUCCUCACUCCGAUAAUCACGCAUCACACUACAUAGAUGAGGUACUCAACAGUAUAGCAGCAUUCCCAGAUGACAAGACACGGCCUCAUCAGUCCCGGCUUUCCAAGCGGCAGACCAAGGGGCAUCAGCACCAGCUGAUAGCGAAUUGCCGAGCAGGAGUUGCAAACUUGUACUGGGGAGUUGCAACUUUGGACUAUGAGCUCACCAGUGUUCACAUAACAAAGAAUCAGGGCUCUCUGCACCCGGAAACGGACUACACAACUUCCUCUGAGCUGGAGGAGUCUAUCACUACAAACGAGGCAGACAAAACAGCCUCACCGGCAGCUUGUCGCAGGUUGGGUCGAACUCGAUGGAUGUCUCGUGGAAAUCUAGGGGCUCUGGUGCUAAUGGAUCGUGUCUCCUCUGCAAUCGAUGUAGCCAAAGAAUGA
Tremella mesenterica DSM 1558 is the source of this 1449-nucleotide messenger RNA. RefSeq lists its product as uncharacterized. The transcript has 5 exons. Lineage: Eukaryota; Fungi; Basidiomycota; Tremellomycetes; Tremellales; Tremellaceae. Bases 1 to 1449 code for a protein of 482 amino acids. The record is from RefSeq and is a predicted model, not a curated record.